Messenger RNA from Schistocerca cancellata (South American locust), 3525 nucleotides. Its product is annotated as adenosine receptor A1-like. The record is from RefSeq and is a predicted model, not a curated record. The transcript has 3 exons. Bases 1 to 954 code for a protein of 317 amino acids. Lineage: Eukaryota; Metazoa; Arthropoda; Insecta; Orthoptera; Acrididae. Gene Ontology annotation, molecular function: G protein-coupled receptor activity. Gene Ontology annotation, cellular component: membrane. Gene Ontology annotation, biological process: G protein-coupled receptor signaling pathway.
AUGCUGGCGACGAACGCGUCCAUCGUGGCGGCCAUCGUCCGCCAGCGCCGCCGCCUCGCCGGCGUCUCCCUGUCGGCGCGCUUCGCCGCCAACCUCGCGGCAGCAGACGCGUUCGUCGGCGCUGCCACCGUCUUCUACCUGUCCUACCGCUACGUGUGCGCCUCGCGGGUGGGGCUCGGUGGCUACAAGUACACGUGCGUGUUACGCUUCGUGGUCGUCAGCAGCGCCCACAUGACCUCGGCCUACAGCCUCGUGGCCAUAGCUGUCGACCGCUACAUCGCAGUUGUGCACGCACUCCGCUACAAGGAAAUCAUGAACGUCAGGCGAUGGGCUGUCAUAAUCGCAACUGUAUGGCUGGCCUCCAUAAUGAUAAAUCUAUCACUCUUUGCGUGGAAUAAAUGGGAGCCUGGAGCUGAAUGCGAACUGGACAAAAUCGUUCCUCUGGGUUACAUGAUAGCAGCCGGGAUCGCAACCCACGGCGGCAUCAUCGUGGUCGUGGCACUGGUGCAUUACCGGAUUCACAGGGAGGCAGUUGCGGUGAAGUGCCGACGACUGACGGGCGACAACCAGCCAUGCCCCGGGGGGUCGGCGGCCAACGUGCUGCGACGCACCAUGAACACCAAGUCUGCUCGCGUCCUCCUUCUCGUUACCUGCGUCUACCUGGGCUGCUGGGCGCCCUACACGCUUCUCUAUCUCGUUAAGGUCUCCGGAAUCUCAUCCCCAGCCAUCGACCUUGCCCAGAACCUCGCCUAUACUUUCGCCAACAUGAAUUACCUCGUCAACCCAUUCAUCUAUUCGUGGAAGAACGCGAAUGUUCGUCAGUGUAUUGUGAGGACCCUCCAAGACCUGGGACUGUACGACAAAUCUGUAUUGAGUAAUGCAGUCAAGAGUAAUGUUUCUGACAGGAGGACUAGCAGCAGGACACCGUCGAGUGAGCAAAUUAUUCCUACUUAGUGGUCCAUCAUUCCAGUGUUUCGUUUAUCAAUGAGGAUUCAUCAUUCGAUUCGUACAGAAGUGUGCUACCGGUAUUUUGUAAAUGGACGAAGUAGCAGGAGAAACGACCUGUUGAAAAAUGUCGUUUGUCCGUCGUCAGUGUCAGUGUAAUGUGCAAAAUCUGUUGAAAAAUGUCCAUCCAAAGUGCAUUUCGGCAACAGUCAGAUACGUGUCCAGAACAUUACCAUUGUAUAAGAAAGAUAUAGCAUAUAAUUAGUAAGUGCUAUUCUGAACCAAUUUCCUUUCCUUUUUUGUGUAUAUAGUGUUUUAAAUUAUCACCAGAGAACCUCCUACAAGUACGGAUUUUACACAUGCGUAAAGACAUAAUUAUGAAGGGGACCGUUUGUGUAAUCUUCGAAAACGUGACUGUAAUUAAUAACUGAGUUGAAAGACAUUAUAAAGCACACUGACGUUCUUAGAAUAAGAAUUAGUAACAAAAAUGUUAGAUUUUAUGCAUUGGCUUUCUUCUCCUACCUUUUUUUAGUAAUAACACCCUAUGUUUAAAUUUUACUACAUAAAACAUGAAUUUCAAGAAUCCUCUUUUGAUAUAGUAAUUGGUGAACAUCUCAUUCACAAACUGGAAAUGGGUACAGUUGAUAAUGUAAUCACACAUGUGUGUGUGUGUGUGUGUGUGUGUGUGUGUGUGUGUGUGUGUGUGUGAGAGAGAGAGAGAGAGAGAGAGAGAGAGACAGAGAGAGAAAGAGAGAUAAGAACGUAUUGGUCCUUUUAAUUUGAUGGUGUAACUACGGUCAACUGUUUCCUGUGUCAAAUUUACAUUCGAUUUUCCUCUUUUACUUAUUGUAAAGUACUUGUUGAAUUCUUAAAUAUACAGUCAAUCACAUAACUUUUGUCAGUGUAAGCGACAGCACCAAACACAAACGGAGCUCUGUCUCCCUCACUUUCCUUCUUUUUCUACAUUUUGUCUCUUGUUGCAUUAAUUUAUUGAAUAAUAUAUUUGAGAUUUUUUACAUUAAUGGACAUAAUUCCCAGCUUAAAUCUGUGAGUGUUUCUAUUUUUCUACAUAAUCAGUCAUAGCAUACCUCUAGUGAUUAAUAACUCACUAAGUAGCUGUUUUUAAUUUCCAUUAUCAUACCUGUAGUUGAAGAAUCUAAGUUUUAGUCCUAACUCUACAUUUCAGAUACAGUGCACCCACAUCUACUAUGUGAACUUUCGUUACAUCAUGCUCACUAUUACCAAACAUACACCAAAAUGUAAACAAUCAGGCAACGCUGUCACUGAUAUACCAGUGUGAACAUAAACACAUCCUGCAUCAAACCAAAUGAGGCUCUGAGAACCAUUAGAGCAUUAAGCGCAGAAACGAAGUGUGGAGAAAAAUAGAUGUUUGUGAAUAUGAAAUUCAUAUGCCAACCAACUGUCUCAUUGGUGUGAACUGUGUUUCGACCAAACUCCAGCAUCCUAUAUAUCCUAGGAAAAGUAGGGUGCAUCCAUUUUAUGUUAUGAAACAUUAAUUUAUGUUUAGGAUUUUAUGUAUUAUUAAUGUUAAUUCACAAAAUUUAUAUAUUUAGGAUAGUAAGAACAGUAUCUUUUCAUAGUUGCAAUGUUUGUGACUGAUGUGAAAUUAGAAUCAGAACAUAAAGAAUAGAUACUAAGUGUGGCACACACACAAUAAAUAUGACCUUUUUCAACACAUCAUGGUGCUCGUCAUCAUCAUACUAGUUAAACACAUUCUGUGUUACAGGUGAAAGUGCUGACACACAUCUGAUUAUGAAGUAUGACUACGGCGUGUAUGAUGUAGCACUAAAUGAGAAGUGCAAAAAUACUAAAUUAUGCUUUGUGCCUUUGGACCGUAUGGAAAUUGAAUAUCCAAGAAAUCAGUGACACAACUUUUUGUAAAUGUUCAUAUAUUAAGUGUAGAUACAGAUAUAGUGUGGAUAUAGAUGUAGGUGAAGCUGGUUCACCAUACAAUCUACAGGUAACACCUUGAUCCAUACAUGCCACAGUCUCAAAACUGAUAACAGUGUGCUUUAGACCCUUGUGGUUCUCAGAACCUCAAAUGUUUUAUUUUAUCUGCUUAACCAGCAACUUAUUUUUCACAAUUUAUUUGGCUGUGGUUCUUGGUACUAGAUGAACUGACUUAAUUUAGAUGAUAUAAAAUGAUUUGUGCGUAGAUUUUAAUUCUUGCCUCACCACAGAAUAAUGAAUAUUUCAGUCUACUAAAGUAAAUGUUGUGUAUUUGAAAUUAUUUUAUGUAUCUAAAUUGAUAUCUGUUGGAUACCAUUUUCCAGACUGUCUCUUUUCUCCUUCAUCUAAUUAAUAAUAGUAAUAUGAAGUAGUUAAAAAUCAAGUUUUCAGUAAGUUCCUCUACAAAAGAAAAUUAUGAAACAAUCAGUACACAAAUUUGUACAUAAAAUACUACAUUUCUUAAAUUGGACUACCUGUUUUCUAUUUUUGAAGAAAGAAGUUUUAAAUCGUCUAUAUAUUCUCAGAAGUAUCUAGAGAGUACGAUAAAUGUCGUUUUUGAUAAGGUUCUUUUGGGUUAACAUGUUCUGUGUUUAUCUUUGUUUGAUGGGU